This is a messenger RNA of Phascolarctos cinereus (koala), 1520 nucleotides long. RefSeq names its product afadin- and alpha-actinin-binding protein-like. NCBI's taxonomy places the organism in Eukaryota, Metazoa, Chordata, Mammalia, Diprotodontia, Phascolarctidae. The record is from RefSeq and is a predicted model, not a curated record. Gene Ontology annotation, biological process: intraciliary transport involved in cilium assembly. Gene Ontology annotation, cellular component: centriolar satellite; ciliary basal body.
UAGCCUGUCUCUUCACUGGAACUGAAGAUUCCUCUAUUCCUUAUUCUUGGACCUUCCCCCUGCUAGCCACAAGGGCACCUCCUGGGACUCCCCAAUCUUUUCUAGACCAUUCUACAACUCCAUAAGGACCAGUUGAACCUCUACAUGGAGAAAGAGAAACUGAACAGAGCUGAAGAGCUGGAUUCCCUUCGAGGUCGACAAAGUCAACUCCAGGCCCAGGUGGAGAUGUGUAAGGAGAAGAUUGCUUUGGUAGAGGCCAGAGAGCAGGAGCUCCAGGACCAGAAUCAAAGGCUGCAGUGUGAGCUGGACAAGGAACAGGAAGAGGUGAAGCGGCUGCAGCUGUUGGUGGCCACUCGGGGAACACUGUAUGACCAUGAGCUGAAGAAGAAGGAGCAAGAGCUACGGAAGCUCAAGGAGAGAGUCCAGCUGGGAGAACGGCGGGACAAAAGGGCAUCUAUUGACAUUCUGAAUACCCUGAACCGGAUGGAUGGGAAACGCCCAUGGAAGGCAGGCAAGGCUGACAACAAGAAGGAAGGAGAGCUGUUUCGGACUGUGGUGGCAAACCUAGAACACCAAGUGGCAGAAAUGUCCCAGGAGAAUAAAAAGCUGAAACAGAUCUUAGGCCGGAUGGACAGGGAUGUGAUCAGGCUCCUGAGCUUCCCCCAGAGCGAGCCUUCUGAUGAUGAUGGAGAAGUAGCUACAGUGGACAAUGGUGAUGUAAUAUGGAGACACUGGAAUUCCCUCAAGAAGGAGGUGGAAAGAAUGAAGGGAAAUGCCCCAGAAUACCUCUGCAGGGACCCCAUGAGUAUCAUCACAGACCAGGAUAAAGAGCUGGCUCAGCUGCGCCAGGAGAUCCAGCAGAGCCGGGAACUGAUUGUGUGGCAACAGCAGUGUUUCCAGGACCACGUAAACCAAGCAGAGGAACUUCCCCAAGACAUCACAGGCUCCUAUUUCCUGGAGGAGCAGCUGCAGCUUCAGGAGGCCAAGACGGUGUUUGCUCAGCAGCAGGCUGACUUUGAGCUCGAACGGCGUCGUUUUACAGAGGCUGCCAUCCGCCUGGGGCGUGAACGUCGCUGCUUUGAGCAGGAACGGGCCAUGUUCAUGAAGGACUGGCUGCUCCAACAACAGCCAAGUCAUUCCCCAGAGAGUCCACCACUCUAUCCAGAUUUAUCAGCUCCUCAGACCCCAGAGCAACAGCUAUACCCAAAGAGUCCUGGGAUCACUCUCUUUUCCAUAAGCCGCAAAAAGUUGGACAGAAACUGUCCUGGCAAAGAAGCUUACUGGUAACCCCACAGCAUAUAGACUCUUCAAGAAGUUUCCAGUUGGUAGGUAAGGAUAGAGGCUACCUAGAAAUACAAUGGGAUUGGAACAAAAGAGGCUGAAUUUCUUUCCCAGAAUACCCUGCGGUCUUUUACAGGCAUGAUGGACAUAACAUUUAACAUUCUAGACCAUUUUUUUGGAUGGCUUUCUCCAAUAAUCAAUUAUCUUUAUGCAAAAAGUGGAUGUGAAAAUGCGCAAUG